GGGGGGGGGGGGGGGGGGGGGGGGGGGGGGGGGGGGGUGGGGGUGUAGAUGUGGGUGCGUGUGGGUGUGAUGUGGGUGUGGGUGUGAUGUGGGUGUGGGUGUGAUGUGGGUGUGGGUGUGAUGUGGGUUAAGAGACGGCUGAAAACACCCACCCACACCCACGCCCACCCUAGUAAAUAAGAUUUUAUCUUGGCCUAUUUGGAUUCCAUUAGCUCGGCUUAAUUAUUCAUGGUGUUUAGUUCAUACGAGCAUACUUCAUAUUAUUAUAUUCAAUCAAACUAUGCCUUUCUAUUGUCAAGGACAUCUUGUAAUAAAUAAUUUUAUUUCACAUAUAUUUUUUAGCUACGUUGCAGCUAUAUUAGUUGCUACUUUUUUUGAAACACCAUUUUUUAUUAUUGAAAAAAUAUUGUUUAAACGAUAA
Rotaria sp. Silwood2 is the source of this 421-nucleotide messenger RNA. The record is from the annotation of a GenBank genome assembly. Lineage: Eukaryota; Metazoa; Rotifera; Eurotatoria; Philodinida; Philodinidae.